This is a messenger RNA of Heteronotia binoei (common prickly gecko), 1634 nucleotides long. RefSeq names its product tubulin beta 1 class VI (gene TUBB1). The record is from RefSeq and is a predicted model, not a curated record. Bases 119 to 1477 code for a protein of 452 amino acids. The transcript is spliced from 4 exons. Gene Ontology annotation, cellular component: microtubule; cytoplasm. NCBI's taxonomy places the organism in Eukaryota, Metazoa, Chordata, Lepidosauria, Squamata, Gekkonidae. Gene Ontology annotation, biological process: mitotic cell cycle; microtubule cytoskeleton organization. Gene Ontology annotation, molecular function: GTPase activity; GTP binding; structural constituent of cytoskeleton.
AUACACACAUUUUGCAAAUGACAGGAGUGGCUAUCGCUGACACAGCAAGCACAACUCAUUCCAGAAAGCACAUCUAGAAAUACCGGAGUCCACCUUUGCUGCUGAAUUCAGUGACAACAUGCGUGAAAUUGUACACAUACAGAUCGGCCAAUGUGGGAACCAAAUUGGAGCAAAGUUCUGGGAAGUCAUAAGCGAUGAGCAGGGAAUUGACGCCAGUGGAAACUACUGUGGGGACUCCUCGCUACAGUUGGAGAGGGUUAACGUAUAUUUCAAUGAAGCCUAUUCCCAUAAAUACGUCCCCCGUGCUAUCCUGGUGGAUCUGGAGCCUGGCACCAUGGACAGUGUACGAUCUAGCAAAAUCGGUCCACUCUUUCGACCUGAUAACUUUAUUCAUGGAAAUUCAGGCGCAGGUAACAACUGGGCGAAAGGUCAUUACACCGAAGGGGCUGAGUUGAUCGAAAACGUCAUGGAUAUUGUGAGGAAUGAGUGUGAAGGCUGCGAUUGCCUACAAGGCUUCCAGCUCGUCCAUUCCCUCGGUGGUGGAACGGGGUCUGGAAUGGGCACUCUUCUCCUAAACAAGAUUAAAGAAGAAUACCCCGACAGAAUCAUGAACACCUUCAGUGUUGUACCCUCGCCAAAAGUAUCGGACACUGUCGUUGAGCCGUACAACGCCAUUUUAUCCAUCCAUCAGCUGAUAGAGAACACAGAUGAAACCUUCUGCAUCGACAACGAAGCUUUGUAUGACAUAUGCUUUAGGACUCUAAAGCUCCCCAACCCCACCUAUGGGGAUCUCAACCAUUUGGUGUCCCUCACCAUGAGUGGAGUCACCACCUCACUCCGCUUUCCUGGCCAGCUGAAUGCAGAUUUGAGGAAGCUUGCCGUCAACAUGGUGCCAUUCCCUCGACUCCAUUUCUUCAUGCCGGGCUUUGCUCCGCUAACUGCUCGAGGCAGUCAACAAUAUCGAGCUCUCUCAGUCCCAGAGCUUACUCAGCAGAUGUUCGAUGCCCGGAACAUGAUGGCAGCCUGUGAUCCACGUCACGGAAGGUAUUUAACUGUGGCGUGUAUCUUCAGAGGCCAGAUGUCCACCAAGGAAGUGGAUGAACAGCUGCUGUCCAUUCAGACCAAGAACAGCAGCCAUUUUGUGGAGUGGAUCCCCAACAACGUCAAAGUGGCAGUGUGUGACAUUCCGCCACGUGGCCUGAAGAUGGCGGCCACUUUCAUCGGAAACAACACAGCCAUACAACAGCUCUUCAGAAGAGUCUCCGAGCAGUUCUCAGCGAUGUUCAGGAGGAAAGCGUUUCUCCACUGGUAUACCGGCGAAGGGAUGGAUGAGAUGGAGUUCUCAGAAGCGGAAGGCAACACCAACGACUUGGUGUCCGAGUACCAGCAAUACCAAGAUGCAACAGCAGAUGUAGAAGAAUACGAGGAAGUAGAAAUAGAAGCGGAAGUUAGCCCAGAAGAAAAAGAAUCCCUCUAAAAAUAAUUAUGAUGUUAGAACACCACUUUAAAGGCCGUAAUGUCUGCCAUCAGCGAAGAAGCUGAACUCAACUAUGUUUUUUUUUCAGGGAACUUCUAAUAUUGUUAUAUCAAAGCCUGGAACAACCCUGUUAUAUGUUUUAAACCAUCCAACCACA